AUGGAUGCUGCGAUUGUCAACCUUCUGGUUGCCAUCGCCCACAACAUCUACGUCGCCGCUUGCCGAGUCGUCUUCGGAUCCUACAAGUUCUGGAUGCUCUCCUGCGUGCGAGCAGAAGUCGCCUUGAGCGUCUUGAAGUUGGCAGGCUCCCUGCUGGUGCUUGUUUUCGUGGUCUUGGAGGAAGAGGGCGGAUACUCGUUCCAAAGAUAUUCGCUGCACUGGCUGCUCUUUGCGACUGCUCUGAUUCUUCCCAGGUCUUCUUUGAUUCUUCACUGCUGGCUCGCCUGUCAAAGACUGGCACGGCGAACAGUGUCGCAGAAUCGGAGACGCUAUUCUUACAACGGUUUUGAUCUGGACCUGAGCUACAUCACCGAGCGAAUCCUGGCUAUGGGCUUCCCCGCCAAGGAUCUGGAGGCAAAGUUUCGGAACCCCCUUUCCGAGGUCCGAAGGUUCCUGAACCAGCAGCAUCCGAAUCACCGGGUGUAUAACCUUUGCCGCGAGCCUGACAGAAGGUAUGAUGAGAGCAGCUUCAAAGAAGUCUCGACCAGGGUGUGCUUCUACGACCACACGCCUUGCCCUCUGGAGCAGCUGCUUGAGCUUGUCGAAGACCAGCACAGGUAUUUGGCUUCAGAUGCAAGCAACGUCGUGGCAAUCCAUUGCAAGGCGGGUAAAGGCCGAACGGGCCUCGUAUGCGCAAGCCUGCUGCUGAGAGAAGGCCUUGUGGAGACUGCCGGCGAGGCUCUCUCCACCUAUGCUGACCGCCGGACUCACAACCAGAAGGGUGUGACCAUCCCGAGCCAGAUACGGUAUGUGCACUACUACGAACAGUGCCUUCGGGAGCGAGCUCUGCGGAAGCAGACUUGUUCUCUGGAAAGUGUGUGUUUGGAGAACGUCGCCUCGCUGGCGACAUUCGGCAGAUGCUCUUUGCAGGUGCAGGUGAAGGAUGCAGACCGCGCCUUGCUGCUGGAGUCGGCCUGGGUGCACGUUCCAGACACAGAAGAGGAGGACACGGACUCGGAGCUCGAGUCCAGCCACCUUCAGGAGAGCGCGCUGGUGUUGGAACUUGGGCAGCAGGAACUCCCGACUGACCUGCAGGUCGUCCUGAGAAUUUCUCGGGAGGAGUUCUGCAGCUUCGGUGAAGCCAUCAAGGUGCUCUGCUCCUUUUGGCUGAACACCGGGUACGUCACACGCGAGAUGCGCCUGCGGGCGUCCGAUCUGGACCUCCAGAAGUACUGGAAAAAGUCGCCCAUCUUCGACGCUGAUUUCUGCGUGGUUUGCUGCUUCCAGUGCAGCAAUCUGACGCAGGCCAAAGUUCCUUUCUACGAAGUUACAGAGGAAGAGUUCGAGAGGCUCUGGCUGUCGGGCGCCGUCGAUGGGGCCAGCGAGGUAGAGGAUGAGGUCUAUGAGAUUUCAGAGGAGGACUUUGACCGCUUGCUUAAGGCAGGGCAGCUACAGCUUGCUCGCCUCGAGGCCAUGGACAACGAUGCCUCGGCGCUAGACCACCUGGCGCUCUCUUCACUCCCCAUGCCGCUGGCAGUCAAACCGCUCCUCGCCUGGAUUAAGGACACCGCCCUUGACUGCGCCAUCAGUUCCAGUGAGGCGAAGAAGGCAGGAAACUGCCGAGGGCCUUGGGAGAGGCGUGGACUUGUGGUUGGAAGGUGCUCUUCGAAGUUUGGGGAGCCGAGUGUUGGAGUGGAAGGCUUCUUCGAAGCCUCCGAGCUCGGAGCUGAUCUUGAGGCCAGCAUCUCCGGCUCCGUCGUGCCACUCACCGAAGCGGAGGAGGAGGGUGAAACUCGGGUCGCACGACGUCUUCCAGCAAACGGUCGCUUGCCGCGCAUUUCCCUUCCCAACACAUGGGAGGCUCUGCGAAAGAGUAGCAGCUGCGUUUCCGGGACCGAUGCCGGAGGGGAGAGCGACCUGUCCUCACCAUCGCCUGCCCCUGGGCUGAGAACGCAGAAAAAGGGGGGAGGGCCUGGCUCUUUCAGAAGGCAUGAGCGACUCCAAUCCAGUUGA
This is a messenger RNA of Symbiodinium natans, 2013 nucleotides long. The record is from the annotation of a GenBank genome assembly. Lineage: Eukaryota; Dinophyceae; Suessiales; Symbiodiniaceae.